AUGUCUGGACAACCAGUUCGUCUAUAUUCCAAAGGUCGCGUACUCGGCUACAAACGUGCUAAACAUAAUCAAUCACCUAAUACGACAUUAAUCAAAAUUGAAGGUGUAUCGUCUAAAGAGGAAACACAAUUCUAUUUGGGUAAACGUGUAGCCUAUGUUUAUCGUGCAAAGCGUGAGAAAAAUGGAAGUAAAAUCCGCGUAAUCUGGGGCCGUGUAACUAGACCGCAUGGUAAUGGUGGUGUCGUGAGGGCAAAAUUCAGAAAUAACCUCCCGCCAAAAAGUUUCGGUGCAAGCGUUCGAAUUGUGAGUACAAGAAUUCUAUUUUAUAAUGUCGAUGUAUGA
This is a messenger RNA of Acaulospora morrowiae, 342 nucleotides long. NCBI's taxonomy places the organism in Eukaryota, Fungi, Glomeromycota, Glomeromycetes, Diversisporales, Acaulosporaceae. The record is from the annotation of a GenBank genome assembly.